This is a messenger RNA of Lentinula edodes (shiitake mushroom), 1227 nucleotides long. RefSeq lists its product as uncharacterized. NCBI's taxonomy places the organism in Eukaryota, Fungi, Basidiomycota, Agaricomycetes, Agaricales, Omphalotaceae. Bases 1 to 1227 code for a protein of 408 amino acids. The record is from RefSeq and is a predicted model, not a curated record. The transcript is spliced from 10 exons.
AUGGACACUAUUGGAGGUCUUCCUAAAUACUUGCUCCCCCAUGGAGUAGAUAACAUCCUCACAACUCAAAGAUUGGAUCCCAUCGUCACUCCAGGAAAAGUCUCCACCCAUGUUCAUUCAGUUCUUGGUGGAAGCGGAUUCGGUCUGAACGUCAAUACGUCGAUCCUUCAAGAAAGCGAGUGCACAUCAAUUCCAAUCCAAGAGGACAAGAGCAACUAUUGGUUUCCGGCAAGUUCAUCCCUAGCUCGAAGUGCUUACAGACAUUGCUCCGUAAACGGAUUUUUUGAACUUGAAUAUUCGCUCUCAGAUUAUCUUUUCAGUGAUUCUGCAAAUGUGACCGCUCCUUUUCCAAACAAUUUCCGCAUGCUUUCGGGAGAUACAACACUCCGAACUCUCAAUGCUUCAAGCUUCGCUCAACAAGCCGUCACAUUCCUUUGCCUCCAAUUCAGCGGUACCUCCAACCGAUAUAAUGAACUGCCAGUAGGAGUGAGCUGUCCAGCCGGGAUUCGUUCUCAAAUCAAUUUUCCCAGUUGCUGGGACGGCAAGAACAUUGAUUCCGAAGACCACAAAUUGCAUGUAGCUUUCUUAUCUACUGGCCCUGACAAUGGGACGUGCGACGAUCCACGUUAUCCGGUUACAUUGCCUCGUAUUUUCAUGGAGGCAAGUACCGUUUACUGGAUUUCUCAAGACUUUGAGGAUCAGCGUGACCAAGCCCUGACUCCCAGUCAGCCAUUCGUUUUCGCAAACGGGGAUCCGACGGGAUAUGGGUAUCACGCAGAUUUCGUGAAUGGCUGGGAAGAUGGUGUACUUCAGAAAGCUAUAUCUGGGUGCAACUGUAACCCCUAUGGCGACCCUUCCUGCUGCGUUGAUGCUGGCAUCUUCACCUUCAAUCAGACUCGACAGUGUUUUAUUUCUAAUACUGUCGACGAGCCUGUUUUAGGGAAUUUAUCUACACUCCCCGGCGCUAACCCUGUGCAGGCACCCUGCUUUGAAUCUUACAUCGCGACCUCUACCCCUGUAAUUUUGGCUCCAGUUUACACGUAUGUUGCCUCUGCUUCAAUUCAGCUUCCAUCCGGAACUCUUGCGACAUCAGCUACUGUGACCCUUGCUACACAGACAGCAGUGGGGACGUGUAUCUGGAAGGGGGCAGGAUCACUUAGUCGGAACGUAUCGACAUGCCUGCGAAUCGCUGCUGCUUUGGUCCAUUUAUUUUGGUUUUUUGUUUGA